AUGUCGGUGCAAAGUCGAUACUUUACAAUUGGUAAAAAUAUAAUUUUUACUCAAUUAUCUGCGAAUUCGCGUCACAGGCUUCUGAGUCAAACUUACAAAAGUCAAGAUCAAGUGAUUCAAGUGCGAGGAUUUCGUAAUUUUGGUCAUGGAAUCAACAGCGAUUUGUCUAAAACUAGAACUGCCAUGCUUGGGAUCCUUGCAAUUGGUAUUACGGCACCUUACGUCAACUGGAAAUGGAUUUUCAAACAAAUAAAAAAAGCAUUUACUGUCGACGCUGCUGAAAUGUUAAUGGAAGAAAAUGAAGAAAAUAAUAAUACAUCUGUAGAGCAAGCUGACUCCGAACCGAAGAAAAAAAAGAAGAAGCAAAAAGUUGGAUUUCGUGAUCGCAAGAUAAUUGAAUAUGAAAACCGCAUACGUCAUUACUCAACACCUGACAAAGUAUUCCGUUACUUUGCGACUCUUCAAGUGUCUAUUACUGACACUCAUCAUGAAGUUUAUAUGACGCCCGAUGACUUCUUGAGAUCCAUGACUCCUGGUGUUAAGCAACCUGAGGGUUUGGGAUUAGAUCAGUACAAACGAUUUGAUCCAAAGCGCUGGAUUGAUAAGUUUCUCAGAUUACAUUUUCUUACUGACAGUCCUUUCAAAAGACAUUUUGAAAUAGCUUUCCGCAUGUUUGACUUCAACGGCGACGGAGAUGUUGAUUCCGAAGAAUUCAGCAAAGUCGCAACAUUAAUAAGACAGCAAACAAGUAUAGGUAACCGUCACCGCGACCAUGCUAACACUGGUAACACCUUCAAAGGAGUAAAUUCAGCAUUGACCACUUACUUCUUCGGAUCCAACAUGGACCAGAAAUUGACAAUCGAAAAGUUUCUCGACUUUCAAGAACAGCUGCAAAAAGAAAUUUUGAGUCUUGAGUUCGAACGUCGCAAUCCUGAUGCAGAUGGAAAAAUAACGGAAACAGAUUUCACAGAGCUGUUGCUAGCUUAUGCGGGUUAUCCCGAGAACAAGAGAAUAAAAAUGAUAAAAAGAGUAAAGAAACAGUUCAAAGAUAAUCCUCAAGGAGUCAGCAAAGAAGACUACUUAAAAUUCUUCCAUUUUUUAAAUAAUAUCAAUGAUGUCGAUACAGCUUUGACAUUUUAUCACAUUGCCGGCGCGUCUAUUGACCAAGCUACCUUAAAACAUGUAGCGCAUACAGUAGCACACGUUGAAUUAAUGGAUGGACAACUGAGUAAUCGUGAGUUUGUAGCAGUGAUGAAGAAUCGUGUCUUAAGAGGAUUAGAAAAACCCAAGGACACUGGAUUUGUAAAACUAAUGCAAUCAAUGAUGAAAUGUGCAAAAAAUAAUUUAAAGAAUCCACGAAGAAGAAAUAGCAAAGAACCGGUGAAUGAUUUUUAUAAUAAUCAAAAUUAUUUCCAAGAUAUUUUUAUGGAGCAUUCAAAACCGCUGGAAUUAGAAUUUGGACAUGUAUUUGAAAAUCCAAGUAAAUGGGAGCAGAGAUUUGAGAAGAAUGAUAUUGAAAAUAAAAGAUUCCAAGGCAAAGUACGGUGGGGAAACAAUGAUGGAAACUACGGUGAACAUUAUUGGGAUCUUAAUCAUAGAAGAUAA
This is a messenger RNA of Cotesia congregata, 1605 nucleotides long. The record is from the annotation of a GenBank genome assembly. NCBI's taxonomy places the organism in Eukaryota, Metazoa, Arthropoda, Insecta, Hymenoptera, Braconidae.